AUGGCAACAUGUGAUAUUUGGAUCCGUAAUGUUAUUUCUAUUUAUGGUUUAUUAUUAAUAAUUAUGUUGAUUAUUUAUUAUUUUGUUAAUUCAAAGUGGUGUAAAUUAACUAGUUAUAUUUAUCGGUUACAUUUGUUGGGAUUUGAAGCGGAGUGUGCUGAAGUUGCGGUGCCGUAUAAGAGGCGUUUAUUUGAGCCAUUGGAUAAUUUAGAGUCUUAUGAUAAAUUUUUACGGUUUAAUAAUUGUAUAAGAGUACUUGAAAUAGGAGUUAAAACUGGUCAAAAUAUUCAAUUUUAUCCAAAUGGUACCCAUUUAAUAGGCGUCGACUGGAAUUACAAACUAAAAGAAUAUUUAACAGAAAGCGACCACGCCUGGCAGUUUUCUCACAUUGAAAUAGAAAAAUUAAUAAUUGGCGACGGUAGUUGUCUAAAAGAUAUUCCUAAUAAUUACAUAGAUGCUGUUGUUACAACUAGAUCUCUCUGUUCUGUAUCAUCAGUACCCGAAGUUCUCAAGGAAAUUCGUCGAGUUCUUGCACCGGGUGGUGUCUAUUUAUUUUUAGAACACAUACCAGAUACCAAAGAUGCAUUAACUCGUUGGCUGCAAAGCUUUUUAACAAAAACAAAAAUUUGGCCGUCACUUUUUGGAGACUGCCGAUUGGAUUCAAAUCCACUUAAAUUUAUUCAAUCCGCUAAUUUCAAGUCCGUGGAAUGGGAAAAAAUAAAAUUACGUGGUUACGUGUCUCAGCCUUAUCGAUUAAAUUUAACCUGCUAUCAUAUUAUGGGCACAGCUAGAAAAUAA
Messenger RNA from Cotesia congregata, 798 nucleotides. The record is from the annotation of a GenBank genome assembly. Lineage: Eukaryota; Metazoa; Arthropoda; Insecta; Hymenoptera; Braconidae.